Cornus florida is the source of this 694-nucleotide messenger RNA. Its product is annotated as LOB domain-containing protein 37-like. The transcript has a single exon. Lineage: Eukaryota; Viridiplantae; Streptophyta; Magnoliopsida; Cornales; Cornaceae. The annotation marks the transcript as partial. The record is from RefSeq and is a predicted model, not a curated record.
GUGGAAGAGCAGCGGGAAGAGAGAGCAGCAGCCACCGCCGCCCUCAUCGACGCCACCCCCACACACCCAAUUCCCCAACCUCUCUCCACUACAGUGCUACACCUAAGUCCCCAAUCUCUCUCCACCCACUACGUGUGCCAGGAGGCAGUGGAAACCGUCCUCCGCGACGGCAUUUUGCGGCCGAUUCUGAAGCUCCUCGGUGGCAACGAUGGAGGUUUGCUUUCGUCCGAAUCCAACGACAACACGAGUUUCAACGUGUUUAAGCUUCAAGAUCUAACUCCGACAUCACGAUCGAAGGCGCCAAAACGGAGACGCUCUGACGAUUUCUCGAAAUUGGAGCUCUUCAAUCUCAAUCUCAGUCUGACAACGGGGUUUCCGGCCAAGCUAACGGAGAAGACGCGACUGGGGACUCCGUCGAUGAAUUCGGAAGAAUCUGGGAUGACAACGGCGUGUUUGGAUAGCAAUUUCGUUGGCGACUAUUUCGAGACAAGCCCUGUUCCAUUUUUGAGGCAAUUCGGCCUUCUAUUGCGAUUUUGGGGCAAUUCGGCAUCUAAGGCUUGAAACAACAUUUCAAACAUACUCUCACUUGGGUGGAUUAAUUUUUGUUAGUUUAAAAAAACCCUUUCUUUCUUCUCAUGUUAGUUCUUUUUGUAUUUAUUUAAUUUUGUUUUAGUUGGGAUUUUUUUCAUUGUCA